Messenger RNA from Python bivittatus (Burmese python), 779 nucleotides. The record is from RefSeq and is a predicted model, not a curated record. Lineage: Eukaryota; Metazoa; Chordata; Lepidosauria; Squamata; Pythonidae.
GCAGGAGACCCCACCUCCAUGGUGGUCACCUGGACUACCUUUGACCAAGCUGAAUCUGUCGUAGUCUUUGGCCAGGCUCCAGGGAAGGCCUUUCCUCACAGGGCCAGCGGAAACGCUACCCGGUUUGUGGAUGGUGGCAGCCUGGGCCGCACCCUGUUCAUCCAUCGAGUCACCCUCCGUGGCCUCAUUCCGGGACAGCGCUACACCUAUCGCUGUGGGAGCAAGUGGGGCUGGAGCAGGCCCUAUGGCUUCCGGGCGUUGCUGAACGGUAGCGACUGGAGCCCCCGCUUUGCCCUUUUUGGAGACUUGGGCCUGGAGAAUCCCCAGUCCUUGCCCCGGUUGCGCUGGGAGACCCAGAGGGGCUGGUACGACGCUGUGCUUCACAUAGGAGAUUUUGCCUACGACCUGGACUCGGAUAAUGCCCUCGUUGGAGACAGCUUCAUGCGGAAAAUCGAGGCGGUGGCUGCCUUCGUACCGUAUAUGACUUGCCCGGGAAACCACGAGGAGAAGUACAAUUUCUCCAACUACCGGUCCCGCUUCAGCAUGCCUGGAGACACUGAGAGCCUCUGGUACAGGUGCGCCUCUGGGCUGCAAACGCCAUGAUGGCGAGAAAGCCAAGACCGCUCUUCCUUUCUGGCCUCUCCAGUUGCUUUUCUGGGGGAAAACGAGGGGGGGGUUGGAGGUGCUCCUGCCUGGGAUUGUGCUGCUAAGAGAAGGGGAAGAGCCGUGUGCUGGAUUGGGCCCGAGGCCCAGCCGUCUGGGUGCCAGCGGGGAGCUCG